Messenger RNA from Lachancea meyersii CBS 8951, 738 nucleotides. The record is from the annotation of a GenBank genome assembly. Lineage: Eukaryota; Fungi; Ascomycota; Saccharomycetes; Saccharomycetales; Saccharomycetaceae.
AUGGCGACUAGAACCCAGUUUGAAAACUCGAACGAGGUGGGUGUUUUUUCCAAACUGACCAACUCGUACUGUUUGGUUACCGUGGGAGGCUCUGAGAACUUUUACUCGGCGUUCGAGGCCGAGCUUGGCGAUGCCAUCCCUAUCGUGCACACUACCAUCGCUGGUACCCGUAUUGUGGGUAGAAUGUGUGCAGGCAACCGUAGAGGCUUGCUAGUGCCCACACAGACCACGGACCAGGAGCUACAUCAUCUAAGAAACAGUUUGCCGGACAGCGUGAAGAUCCAGAGAGUGGAAGAGCGUCUAUCGGCGCUGGGCAACGUGAUCUGUUGUAACGACUACGUGGCUCUUGUGCAUCCCGACAUCGACCGUGAAACGGAGGAGCUGAUUGCCGAUGUUUUGGGCGUGGAGGUUUUCCGUCAGACCAUAUCGGGAAACGUGCUGGUGGGCUCGUACUGUUCGCUCAGCAACCAAGGUGGUCUGGUGCACCCACAAACCACGGUCCAGGACCAAGAAGAACUUUCGUCGCUGCUGCAAGUGCCGUUGGUGGCCGGAACCGUGAAUCGCGGUUCUGCGGUCGUGGGCGCGGGCAUGGUGGUGAACGACUACUUGGCCGUGACCGGUCUGGACACCACUGCUCCAGAGCUCAGUGUUAUCGAGAGUAUUUUCCGUCUGCAGGAUGCCCAGCCAGAUUCGAUCUCUGGCAACCUGCGUGACACCUUGAUCGAGACCUACUCUUGA